AGAACGCGCGCGCUACGUGUUGGAGGCCGACCAGUCGAUGUCGCAGUAGACCCGUAGACCCUCGAGAACAGCUGCAGCUGUUGUUGUUAUGGGACUCGCGGUGAAGCCGCUGCACGGCCUCAUCGCGUAACAACAACCGACGGUGCCAGUUGGGGAGUUCCCAAAGGAGGCAGUGGCGGCACCUGUCUCAGGCGGCUGUGCAUGAGGAGAGCCAUCUCAGAGUGCCGAGAUGACGUCGUCCACGCUAGUCGAGACGGUGUCUCUCAACUACGAAGACUUCAGCGAGAACUUCCUCACGUGCAGCACGUGCCUGUGCACGUAUGAUGGCCAGGAGCGCAGCCCCAAGCUCCUCUCUUGCUCCCACACGGUGUGCCGCAGCUGCCUCGAGCGCCUUGCUGCGGCGGCCCGAUCCCAGCACGAGGGCACCCUGAGGUGCCCCAUCUGCCGUGAGGCUGUUCCUCUGCCGGAGCCUGGGGUCGGGGCGCUGCCCCCCAGCUUUCUGGUCAACCAGUUGCUGGACCUUGUUGCCAGCCGGCGGCGUGAGGUCGUGCCCAAGUGUGCCCUCCACCCCGCGGGACCCGAGUUGCUUUUCUGCGAGGCGUGCGAUCAAGUGUUCUGCUCCACGUGCCUCGGUCCUGCUCAUGCCGACUCCAGCCACACUGUCGUUCCCUUCUCCAUUGCCGUCAAGCGCAUGUCCGAGAUACUUCUGUACAAAUCUCAACUGUGCCUGAGCAAACUGGAUGCAGCAGCAGAGGCAGUAAGUGCCGAAAUCACACGACUCGACGCUGCUGCCGAAGAAGUAACGGACCAAAUCGAGGCCUCUUUUCGAGAAAUUCAGGACCUUCUAGAGCAGCGGCGGAAGUCACUCUUGGCCACAUUGCAGGCACUCUGGGACCGCAAGAAAGAGGCCCUCGAAGAGCAGCUGAAUCAAAUCCAAAACGAGAGGUCUCAGCUUGAGCAGGAGUGCUGCACCCCCGAUAGUCAGCUUGACGUCCGAAACCUUACGAAGAAGAUUGCCGACUUGGACGUCAAAAUGGGCUCUCUAGAUCACUUGGCUGAACCUCGCGAGAACUGCUAUCUUCACUUCGACUGUGCGUACAACUCAGCCCUCGACGACAUUGCGCAGGCUCUCAGGGUCUUCGGAAAGCUCGAGACGAGCCGCACGUUCCCGCCCUUGUGCACAAUUAGCGUCAAAGACUGUCCGGCAUACGUCAAGGCCCGUGCUUUGCUUCGUACCUACGACUGUGACGGUCGGCCUCAGACGGUGGGUGGAGAUCCUGUGACUGUGGCAUUAGUGGCGUGUAAUGAGGAUCAGAAACCGCUUGACGUUCAAGUGAUAGACCGCGGCACCGGUGAAUACACCGUGACGUUUCAGGUGCCUCGCGUCGCGCGAUACCGCCUUGCCGUGUCGGUGCUGGGCCGACCCUUGCAGGGCAGUCCUUUCGAGUUUGCCGCCACCGACAACAUCGAUCCCGAAGCGGUGUUUGGCCGACGCGGCGACGGCACGGAUGGCUUCCAUCAGCCUGUGGCCGUGGUGUACGGACCGGAGGGCCUGCUGUACGUGCUGGACACAGGAAACUGCAGAAUUAAGGUCCUCACGCCGGAACUUCGGUUUGUCCGUCAUUUGACGGGAGUUGGCACUGAGGAACGCGGAGGUACGGGACUCGCCGUCUCCUCAUCAGCAGGCACUCUGGUGACAUGCAACUGGAGGACCCGUGCAAUCACCGAGUUCACCGCUGACGGGACAAUCGUUAGGACCUUCACGCAUGACGACCUGCUCGAACCCACAGCCCUCGCAGUCAACUCCCAGGGGGAUGUGUUUGUUGUGGACAGUGGGAAACGCUGCGUCUUCAUCUUUAACCAAGACGGCACACUUGUCAAGAAGGUGGAAGGAAAAGUGCUGGCACUGCCAACCAACUUCAACCCAAGUGCCGUUGCAGUGAGUGCGGAUGACAGCGUUCUAGUGGUGGACUCGACGAUACACGUGCUGAACCCACAAGGCAACGGCCUCUCGACAAUGUUUGUCGAGGGCAAAGGAAAAGGAAGAUUUGGGGGUGUCUGCGUCGACGCACAAGGCAUUGUGCUGGCCACUCGCUCUGGCCGCAGCAAGAAUAACGUCCUGUUAUUUGACCGGGUCGGCGGGCAGCUCACCUACACGAUAGAGAGCCGGGGUAGCCGGCUCGGUCGGCCUCUCGGAAUCGCCGCACUCCCAGACGGCCAUGCCGUCGUGGUGGACCUCGGCAACGACUGCAUCAAGAAGUAUCGGUACAAGUGAUGUGUGUUUGUUGUUCUGCCGUUGCCCUGUUUUGCAGGUCUGCGUUAUCUAGUAUUUCUAUGCAUCACAUGCUAGUCACCGCAGAGGCACAUGCGUCUGUGGCCGCCUGUCCAAAGCUCUCUUCAGUAGAGUAGAUGGGCCCAACACUUCCUGAGCCAUUACUUUUGCUGUAGUUUGCCAUAAGAAUGCACUGGUAGAAUAGUAAGCCUGUCGCAGUGUUCAGUCACAAAUGUAUUGGGUGCCUUCUCGUCACGAUCUGUGCGAUAUAAAUUUUAUUGAAGGGUCCACAUAACUUAAAAAUGAGCAUAGUAUAUGCACUUUGGUAUAGCAGUGCCGAGUAACUUCCCCUGUGUGGAGCCGGUAUAGUAGCGAUGCCCUAUUGAUCAAGCGGGCAACCUUGAUGCGCAUCAAGUGCUCUUCACAGCAGCACUAAUCACAAGCAAGCUGCAAUUACAAUUUUUCAAGACUUUUAAAAGCUUGCAUUCGUAGACCUUUCUAGGUGAUGGGAAUAAGAGCUUGAAGCGCACAAUUAAAUCUGUAAGUGAGGUUUGUCACACAGUAUGCACUUCAAGUUUUCUUAUAGUAUGUUGCUACCCAACAGCCACAGGUAGCCACAUUUAUCUGCAGCCAUAAUACCUUCCUUUUUUCCCCCCCGUUUAAGCCAUAUUGCUACGUAUUCAACGUAUUUUGCAGUGCAUUCAUUGUGAUGCACUAUAUAUAGUCUUUGUCAAAAGUAUAUGGGCCUUUGCCGUAAGUGUCGUUUGGCUGUGUGGUGUCGCUCUUCUGGGAAUCCUUACACUCCGGAGCUCUGGAUAAUGGCAGUGAUGAUUAUUUUCAUUUGCCAUAUAGCUGGGAACUCAUGCCAUCCCACAGGAACUAGCAGCUUUUAGUCACCAUGGAAGUUGUGGGCUGUGCAGCCUGUAUACAUUUGACAAAGAAUGCACAAGUUCCUUUAGUGCACGGAACCUCGUUUUCAGACAAGGCACAGUCACUUUGGUUGCCAUCUCUGUAAGAACUACUGCUUAGUUGUAGUUGCAGACGGUGGUGUCCUCUCACUGCUGCGAUUGAAUGCUGGGAAAAUGCUUUAAUGGGAAAUGCUUUAGAAGCCCUGCAUUUUUUGUUUGGUGUGAAUAAUUUAUCUGGUUUUAAUGCGUGUCGGGCACUUUGAAUCUUUUCUUUUGUUUGUCUGUAUUGCUGCCGCUGAGGUCACAUCUGGCAAGUUUGCGUGUGAACGGUUAGUUGUAAAACCUUCGUCGUGCGUGCUUACUGUCAUGACAGCAGUUAAGUAGCGAGGGAGAGCAGUUCUGAAUGUAAUAAUUGGUCAGUCACAUUUUGUUUGGAGAGUGCUUAGAAUGGGACAUUACACAAUCGCGCUUAAAAAUUAAGUUCAGAUAUACACAGUUGAGAAAGACCAAAGUAAGAGUCAUGUGUCAUACCUCUACUGCAUCAGCUGCUUUCGUUAGCACAAAAUGAAGGGGUCCUUACGAAGCUUAACGAGGAGACUCAAAACCUACAACUUUCCUUAACAUAUGCAUGAUUGUCGAGCCUGUCUUUUUUUUUUUGGAGCAGUUCCAGAUGUGCGUAAUCAUCGCUUUAUUGUGCUGUUUCUGAAUACGAGAAGUAUUUUACAGUACCCGAGGCGCUCAUAGAGACGUCAAAUGCCUUCCCCCCCCCCCAUUGUAUCGCACGAGGUUACUGACAUAGUUGUGCUUUUGUGCUCUUUUUUUUAUUAUUUAAUGGCCACAGAACACGCAGGACAGGAGUACUGUUGUCACGGGGUAGCUAGUCCUUUCUUGGAACUUAGUGCAGGCAGCGCACCUAACUCUUUCUGCUGUCACGUAAUUGCGUUUGCCUAUGCGGUACUCGCAGCUGUUCGUAGUGCGUGCCCUCGUGACGUCAAUGAAGGCACGUGCAGGUGUUUCCCCGCAGGUGUUUUUCCGAAGCACGUUGUUUGCCACUUGUUUUUCUGCAAGACAGUUGGUGCCAGUCGUAUGCACGUGUCCGAAGGACAAGAAAGAGAAAACUGGGUAGUACAAAAAAAACAGCUUUGCGAUAUGCGCAGAAUAGACAAGACAAGGCAACCGAAGUAGAAUAAACACAUUUCUGUUUCUUCCUUUUUUUUUUUCUUUUUGGCACAGUGUGUAGGCUUCGUUUAGAAAGAGUGCGUAAGUAUAAUUCCGACACUAAGUAAUAAGCUGUAAUUAAACAUGAAGGCCUGUGAUCGAGCUUUUUACGGCUUUUUUUUUUAUUUUAGGAAAACAAGCUUGAGUUUUGCUUUCUAAUGAAGUCUGUGCAACAUGCUAAAUACUUUCUCCAAGCAACUUCUAAGCUAAUCAGAAUAAUAUUUGCGAUGCAACAUCGGUUAAUAAAGAAAAGUCAAAUUUUAGCGAGUCACUGGUGUAGAAGUUAAAACAAAAUUCGAGGUUCAUGACUCUUAAUUCCAGUACAGAGGCAGACGUUGCAGUUGUGCAUGUAACGCAUGAUAGAGCAAAGGACAAAAAUAAUUCAUUAGCAAUUUAUGUAAAAGUUUUGCUUUCGUUUAUGUAAUUCUCACACGUGCACGUCAGAUUUUGCGGCAAAUGUAAUAUAUAUAUAAUUUUGAUGGUGGUUUUUGUAGCAGGAUUAGAGUUGCAAACGUGGUGUUUACCUUUUUCUGAUUUUUGCGUCUUUAUCAAUUUUUCUUAACUGAAAGCUGCUUAAAUCAGAAUAUAUUCUCAAUAUUCACUGUCGUUUGACCUUAUUUUUGAAUGCAACAAAUUUUCUGGUAAUUGGUUCUGAACUUGCCAAAUGAUGGUAUUUCUAUGCAUAUUUGAUUAUGAAGAGUGUUUCAGUAGUGUGUCGACACCUUAUGCAUCACAUCAACUAUUUUUGUGUAUGAAAAUUUCAUCAUCUAGCAGCUUAUUUGAAUGUACUGCUCAUCUAAGCAGAGUGCCUGUCUUUUUUUUUUUUUUUUUUUGUAAACCAUGACAUUGCCUAGCUUGGCUCUUAGCUGUGCAUACAAAAUGUUUACCUCCCAUUCUCGAAUUUGUCAGUCUGUAGCGUUAGAGCUGCGUCACCUGAUAACCGUGACACAUCUUCAAUGUUACUGUUGAAAAACCUUGUCAAACAUGUCGGAUUUUGACCUAUGGGUGUUAUCAUGCAUCAAUUUACCACUACCUAUACCCUGUCCGAUGCUAACAGCGUGAUUCAGCUAUACAGUUCACUUCCGUUAUGACAUAUUUCGCAUUCUAGCCUUUAGUUCUGUUUUUUUAUGUUCUUUUCCUAGGUGGGAAAUAGCCCUUCCAACUUCCUGGUAUUGUUUUGUCCUCUUUUAAUCUUUCCUUGCUCAUGAAUGACUGGCUUCCCGGAUUACAAAAUCUGUUGUCAUUCUUAUCUCUUGAUGACAACAUAGUGCUGUAGUCUUCAAAUGAGAUCAUUCUUGUUGCAGUAGGCAUGGUAGUGGCAUGCUAUCAACUAUUGCCCAUUUGUCCAGCAGAAAUUUCAGGCAUAUCCUGCAAUUUUAUGUAGUAGCUCUUAAAUGUUGUAAACUAUUGGUCAAGGCUUAAGCUUUUUUUUAUCACUAGAAUUACCUUUCAACGCCAGUUGCUCACUACAUUCUGGAGCUUCUUUGCAUGAAAAACGAUUCUGCUAUUCCCGUGCAUCGCUGCACCCCGAUCACUAGCUGUAACUACUGCAGGUUGUCGGCGAAGAUUUAGCUCCUUGUAGAGCAUUUUGUAUUAAGAGUGAGAGUGAUGAGGCAUCACAAAGAUAACACGUCUAUGAUACCACGUCUAUAACACAUCUGAUGACCAUGUACUCAGUGCCUCGUCCCAAGGCACUCUCUUGCACAGCAUUUGAGCUCCCCAUAGCCGGCAGCUUCUGUCUAUUUUUGAAGUUUUCAGCCAAAUUUGACAAAUUUUUUAUGUAUUGUUUAAAGAUGAAACAGCAUGACCAUGACCUCCUGUGAGUAUGCAUGUAGGUUUGAGCUUAUUCUAUUGCCUCGCAUGGGCAGUUUUUGUGCCUUGCUUCUUGCAUAUCUUUUCUAGUCAGUCAUGGAUGAGUUAAAGGUGCAUUAUUCAUUCCAGGUAAAUUACUGGAAAUUCCUUCAGCGCAGAUGCGUGGCAAGUUGUGAAAAUUAUAAAUCAGAAUGUGACAGCAGCAGCAGCAGUGACGCGUGUGAAAAAUAUUAGUGUUGUAGUGGUUAUGUUAACCAUCUGCAACCACCGAUCUAGUAAAGGGUAAAACGAAAAUUUGGUGUUUAUGAGCAAAUCCCUAUCUUGUGGGACUGUCCAUUUAUAUCUACCACUAAGUGACAGCUCGCACAAGCGUCGAAAAGGAACAGUCCUAGCGGUCUGCUAGUUUGCGAAGAACAUCGGGAAUUGUUUCGUCGCCGCUCCUCGAUCAUUUAAAGCUGAACUGUUCCGGUGGUCCAGAGACGCGUGGUUUUCUUUCGCGUUUUUUGCUGUGUGCGCACGGAGACGUUAUAUCACAAGUACCAAUCUCAGGAAUCUCUUGUACCUUGCACUUCCUUCAUUUUUGUACACCGAGAGUCUGUAUUUUCUUCGCACAAGAGAACGCCAGCCUGAAUGUGUGUGCAUAUCAUCAGGUUGUUUGUACAGGGCCUGAUGUGCUGCCUUUCCUUGGUGAACAUUGUAUUUUUUAAAAAACCUGACCAGAUACAGCCUGUGCAAGCAAACAAUGUAUCAUUGUUCAAGAGUGCGCAAGAUGAUCAAUGGCUUGUAAAACAUUUUGUAACUGCAGGCCGGCCCCUCUCUUCGUCAAAAGAAACGGGCUCAAUGUACUGAAGAUCUUGGUUUAUGCCUGACUUUAAGGGUGAACUUCAACAAAAGAGCAUUGACUCGGAAAGUGUGUACCAAACAGCCUGUGCGCACUGGAAUUUAGGCAUACUAUUGGUUCACUUAGAAAUGCAGUAACACUAAUGAGUGUAUAAUUUCUAGUUGAAUUUUUUCUAGAGCAUAGAGGGGUUCUGAGAACCUUACAGGGGUUCUGAGCGUGAGGCUGCGUUCCCUAUUUUCCUAUAAGCAGUACAAUGAUGAUUCUGAAGUUCUUGUUAUAUUGCUGCAACAACAGUUUGCCGAGCUACGCAUCUUCAGCCUAGCAGGAAUUUGGUUUUUGCUUCUGCAGGUUUUAACACACUUUGUAUUGAAUUUGUUGGUUAGUCCCAAGGUCCUUUCACAAACCAAGGUUUAUUGCCAGAUGUACACACGAAUAACUGCUUCCAUCUCACAGGCGCAACUCUUUGCUUUUUGCAUUCUUGGGAGAAACUUGCCUGAAGACACGCUGCAGUGGAAUGUUCACCAAAGAUAUUUUUAAUUUUCCUUAACAUGAAUGACACACUAACCGUUUUUUUUUAUUUCUAUACAAAAUACUCAGCUUGAUCCAGUGUCACACCAUACAUCAUGUUUGUCUGCAUUCUUAUGUGUACAAGUGCUGGUCAUCUAUAUCUGCAUGUUCAAAUUGUAUUCUGUGCUGUGCACCUCUGUAAAGAAGUGUGGCUUUUGCUGAAAUGAUUACAUGAAUACAUGACACUACCAUAGCUUCUUACUCAUAACAGUUAUGUGUUCCUACCGUUCCUGAUGCUCGUAAAAAACAGCAUAUUUUUCACUGCAGUUCUUUUUCACCAACUUACCGGUGUCUCUCAAAGCGCUCAAAAUUGAGAAAAUGGUUUAAACGUACGCUAAAGGCAGACAUGGAAACAUUUUGGGGCAUUAGGUUGCUCUUAUGAAGACCUUUAAACACUUGCUUGAAUCCAACAGACGAAUUGGCUUCAGCAAACGGCAGAGAAAAUCACGAGUGAAAGUGCCACAUGGAGUUGAUAUUGCUUGCUAUGAAGGGCUCCUUUGUGAAGGUAUCCCGAGCUAUGCCAAUAAUCACUCUCUCGUCACUUUACGUCCUUAAUGCCCCCAUGAGGUGAUAAAAACUUUGCUUCCGAGAUCGCUUAUGUGAUCCCGGAAAUCAGGUUCUUUGUAGCAAUGCAGCCCACAAUGUUAAUACAACAGGUCACUGACCAAUGUAGAAAAUGUAUAUAUAUACAGGGAUAUUUUGGGAUCUUUGCAGGUCUUAUUUACAUUGGACAAUGAACUGGUCAGUACAAGGUUAGCUUGCAUAUGCUUGAGUACUCAUUCCAUGGUUUGAGAAUAUGUGUUGUCCAGAUUGCCUUGUGUCCUGCUAAGCCUGUGAUUUGGUUAAACAGCUACUCCGGACAUUACUUUCCUGCUGGAUUCUUUUUCAUGAUAAUGACCUACAGCUCGUCCCAGAUUCUCGAUCGGUACAUUUUGAGCGUGCUCUGCAAUGGAACUUGGCACUGCAUGGGCUUUGGCAACAUCUUUUUUACAUUGCUUCAGUCACGCCUUUGUAUGUUGACAGAUUUGUAUGCUGCCUUCUUCCAUGUAGACAGAUUAACAGUCUGCUUAUUGAGUCUGUUGAACAGUUUGUGACACUCUACCAGCCAUGGUAGCUUAGCAACUAAGGUUUUGCAUUCCUAACCUUGAGGAAGGGUUCAAUUCUCAGCUAUGGCAGCUGCAUUUUCAUGGGAGCGAAGUGCAAAGAACACGUGUACUUAUAUAUAGGUGCACAUCAAAUAACUCCGUGUAGUCAUAAUUAUUGUGGAGUACCCCACUACGACACGUCUCAUAAUUGCAUCAUAGUUUUUGGCCCAUAAAACCCCAGAAUUAAAUUUUUCUUUUUUCGUUCCAAAAGCUCAGACCUGGCACUUUCAAUGGGACUAGUGGUCAUUCACAUUAAUAAGCCCAUUCUUUGUCUUUCUCCUCAGCUUAGGCCUAGUCUGGACACCUUUUCUCAUGAAAAGAUUCUGAUCAAUCAUCUGCUAAUUCCAUGUAUUUUGAUCUCGAGUAUUCUGGGAAGUUGCCUACCAAAUGCCAGGCAAUAACUUGCUGCACCACCUUUUCAAUAAAUUUCGUCGGGCAACCAUUCCAUUCCAAGGUCAUUCCGGACUGUCUCCAGCUCUUUCAGUUGUCAGGCCAUGGCACAUUUGUCCAUGAAGCACAAUGAUAGACUGCUUGUGAGCAGACAGGCGCACGGACUUGGAAGUGUAGGUUUUGUUUUGUUCUUCACAUUGGUCAGUGACGUGGUGGACCAACGCCUCUUUUACCCAGCCAGACAGCGCUUUGUCAAACUCAUUGGUUACGUACAGCCGGCUUUGAUUUACAGGCAGAGAACGCCACUAAGCUGUAGCAUCGAACGACCCCAGUAGUAUCAGUGGGCUGCCCUGCAGGCAAGUUCCAGUCAAAUUGACAAAGCUGUGUUUUCUCUCGCAUUUAUAUGUAAUGUUGUUACCUCAAAAUACCGAGUAAUUACCUGCUUAUUAUUGACGAUUGGCUGAAGUUCACUAAUUGUACACAGCACAUGUUACAACAUGGGCACGCCACGUAUUUCUUCCAACGGCAGCAUCAGCACCGUUAAACAUUGGUGUGACAAUUUCACUUGAUGGGACACUUUUGGGCCUUUAGACACUGUAAUGUAUAGCUUCAUUUAAUGCCUGCCUUUUGCGCAUCUUUAAACAGAAAUCGUGUAUAACAUAUUUCUACACAGUCUCGUGCCCGUUUUGCAUGCGACAUUGUUGUGAACGAGGUAUGUACCUUGGGAGUUAUCAGGUUUCGUCGCCAGGCACAGCACAUUUUAGCCAGAAUUAAACGUUUCUCACUAGGCGUACCAGUGUCGGGCAGUGCGACUGCAUCGUACAUGAUCAGCACUUGAAAGGCUCACCAAGGAAACCGUUCACUUCAAGCUCACUCCUAACAGCACUCUACAAAGCUUGGCGUCAAUUGCACAAGUGUUUUUUGUUGCUGCACAUUGAUGGUUUUAGUUCACAUGGUGCCACUUUGCGCAACUCUUUUGGAGCAGAUAAUGGAAAAGAGCUAAGGUGCACAUUUAUGGUCAUAGAGUGUGUGUCCUGGUUUCUUUCAAGCCAGCAUGUAAUCCACACAAAACACUCCCGAAAUGCAUUGUCUAUUUUGCAAAAAAAGCAAGCCUAUAUCUUUGUGAUCACUUUCUUUUAUUCUAUGUAGUGUGUGCCGAUAUGAUGUGUGGGAUUGUUUUUCAUAGCUGUGUUGUGCACAGUGAGCUAAAGGUGCACGACGCUAUGCCUUCUUUUAAUAAUAAAUGAGAUGGUUACUUUGCUGAAGUUUAUUACACUCUUUACGGUUUACCUUUUUAUUAUAUUUUUCUCCGUGCUUUUUUAUACCUUGCCAUUUUUAUAACCAAAUGGGAGACUGCGCAUGUUAUUGCAGUUUGCUGUUUUAUUUUGGCCGAGAAGGCAUAGCCAAUUCUAGGUUGUUUCUAAUGUGCCACAUUUGUUUGAAACAUUUGCUGGUAUAUAUAUAUGUAUGUGCUGUUGCAUUGCAGCAGCAAGGGCAUCCCUUCUUGUUAUUUUUUUUUCCCUUUCACAAGGCUUAGUGUGGUCGAUGGAAUACCUGAAAGGGACCCUGCUGCAUGCAACUUGGUUGAUAACAUUGGCUUGCAGGACCAGGCAUAUAGCGUUUUUGUUUUUUUUUAACUGGUGUUAAUGGCAGUCUGGAGAAGCUCCUAAGACAUGUGGGCAGAAACUAAUUUAUUCUUAGCUGCUGUAAAAAAUGCCAGGCCUGCGUGGAACACGCAGCACAGUCACAGUGAAAGCUGGAAGAGCGGUCUUCUAGAGCCAGUUGUAAACUCUCUUGGGUUGACUACUGCUAGUACAGUUGCAAGAUAUGCACGACACCAUGAGUCACUAUAAUUUUGCGAAGUAGGGUAGUUCCCACCAUGCCAUUAUUUAACAUUUUACGGAGAAGCGAGGUAGCCACUAGGAGUCUGUAACCCAUUAUGUGCACUUUGUUGAUGCUUAAAGUUGUAUUUUCCCACAUGGAUCGAGUACAGUUGAACCCAGAUAUAUCGAAUCCUAAGGGGGUCAAAAUAUAGUUCCUUAUAUUGGUAAUUCAAUGCUAGAGAUAUAAGCUACAUGUAGUACACUUCACUGCACGUUAAGUUAUUACCACUCGUUGCAUGCUUCACCGCAUUACACCACUGUGUGCAGCGAAGCAUAUCAAAACAAAUACUGUGAAGGGCAAAUAAAAAUCUGAAGGAGGUCACAAAAUAGUUCUGUGCACUGGUGAUUCAAUACGAGAGAUAUAAGCAACAUGCAGUGUGCUUCACUGCAUGACAGUCCUUUCAACUUUACAUGCUUUACCGCAUUACACCGCUGUACUGCAGUGAAGCAUAUCAAAGCAAAUAUUUUAUUAUGCAGUGCAAAUGAGAUCCUUGAUGCACUGGCCAUGUAUAUGAAAAGAAAUGCUCAUUUUUCCUCUUUGCAUGCAAUUUCCUUCAGAUUCAAUGCCCUACUUGAGAGUAUCUACCAAAACAUUGCCGAUUUUCUAUAGCAUAACCAUUUUCAACAAUGCGCAAUGUGACUGCAGUACCAUAUGGAGAAACUCCUGGAGGGGUGCAGCAUUCGAUAUUCUGAACGUUCUGGAGAACAUUUUUUUAUAUAUAUGUUACACAGUGCUGUACUGUUGCGCGGAAUUUUAAGGGGAUGCUACAACUGUUCUAUGUUUUACAUAGACAAUAAUUCCGUACAUGUGGGUUCGACUGUACGUGCAAAAAACAUGGGUCCUGUGGCCGACACAACUUAAGGAAUGGAAGCACAGUACGAAGCUAUAGGGAAGAGAAUGCCCAUGAAGUCAUAGUUUUUUCCCAUAGAGAAAACGUUUCUGUCUACGUGUCUUCAGUUCUCCAGGCAUGUCUAAGUGCCGUAAUAAUUUAUAUGGGAAAGAAAUUGAUGUGUGUCACCUGGCAUCAUCAAAGCUGGCUUUGAAUGCGGGGUUUUUUUUCUGCGAAUGAAUGGUGUGAGUGCAUUAAAUAAAGAGCCUCCUAAAGUAUA
Rhipicephalus sanguineus (brown dog tick) is the source of this 12146-nucleotide messenger RNA. Its product is annotated as tripartite motif-containing protein 2. Gene Ontology annotation, molecular function: protein binding; ubiquitin protein ligase activity; translation repressor activity. Lineage: Eukaryota; Metazoa; Arthropoda; Arachnida; Ixodida; Ixodidae. Bases 230 to 2275 code for a protein of 681 amino acids. The record is from RefSeq and is a predicted model, not a curated record. Gene Ontology annotation, biological process: proteasome-mediated ubiquitin-dependent protein catabolic process; protein polyubiquitination; negative regulation of translation. The transcript has 5 exons.